Molecule: messenger RNA, 1627 nt
Organism: Onychostoma macrolepis
Lineage: Eukaryota; Metazoa; Chordata; Actinopteri; Cypriniformes; Cyprinidae
Gene: lhfpl6
Product: LHFPL tetraspan subfamily member 6
Exons: 4
Coding region: 420-1022 (200 amino acids)
Cellular component (GO): membrane
Source: RefSeq, a predicted model, not a curated record
CAGGCGGAGUCUUGCGUCGUCUUGGGAAACGCAGCAUAUUGUCAGACCAGCCCCUGGGCGGAGGAUCUGGAGAUUGGUGCCUCUGCUUGCGCUUUCCCACUCGGUUUUAACACGCUCGGUUUAGUCCUGGGCAGAGACGUGCAGUAAGUGGACUCUAGACGGCGGAGUUAAAGACUUCAGAGACGCGCAACCCAGGAACGGAUAGAAGCGAACAGACAGUAUACGCUGCAUUUGGUCGUCAUAUAUGUUCUCUAGUUUUUGAAAUCAAGUGGAAUCGGACACAGUGAACGACACAGACAUGUGUAACCGAGCAGGAAGAUGCCGGGAGGAUCUAGGCCGGUGGGCUUAGGAGCUCUGCAUGCGUGCUCAACCUGAAAUCAGUGUCUUUUGCAUCUAUAUAAAAGUUUGAGCUGAGCGUGAUGGCAUCUAGUCUUACAUGUGCAGGUGUGGUAUGGGCCCUGUUGUCCUUUCUUUGUGCAGCCACAUCUUGCAUAGGCUUCUUCAUGCCAUACUGGCUGCUUGGGUCUCAGAUGGGUAAGCCGGUGUCGUUUGGAACGUUCCGCCGCUGUUCCUACCCCGUAAGGGACGAGGCCCGUGGUGGGACGGUUAUGUUGGAGCAGUGUGGGCGCUAUGCCUCCUUUCAGGGCAUCCCGAGUCUGGAGUGGAGGAUCUGCACGGUGGUGACGGGGACAGGCUGCGGACUGCUGCUCCUGGUGGCUCUCACGGCAAUCAUGGGAUGCUGUGUUACGGAUCUGAUCUCUCGCACCAUCGGAAGAGUGGCAGGAGGGAUACAGUUUGUGGGAGGGCUGCUGAUCGGAUCGGGAUGUGCCCUGUACCCUUUAGGGUGGGACAGUGAAGAGGUCAGACAGACUUGCGGCAACAGCUCUGACCAGUUCGAUCUUGGUUCUUGUGAGAUCGGAUGGGCUUAUUACUGCACCGGGGCUGGAGCUGUGUUGGCCAUGCUGUUGUGCACGUGGAUGGCAUGUUUCGCAGGGAAGAAACAGAAACACUACCCUUACUAAACAUGUGGAAGACAAAACAACAGUAGAGGAAACUUUAAACACCGCAUAUAUGGGCAUGACUUUCAUUCUUCACUUCAGAGAGCUUCUACAUCCAGUGCACUUCCCAAAUGCAUAUCAUAUACAAGGAGACAUGACUGAAUGAUGACCUUUCCGUCGCAGUUCCCACAUGAGAUUUAUCCUACGACUGAUCUUUGGCCUGCAUUGGGAUCUUUUGCAUUUAAAGUGGAGCCAGUAUCAUUAAAAAGGAAAAUAUGUCAGACGACCUAUUGACUUUUGAAUCUUUGUGUUCGGAAGGAACCUACUGUGUUACUAUCACUUAUAUGUUCCUUUUUUUCUCGUGUUUGUGUAAGUACAGUAUUCUCGGUGGUUUAAGUUGUUGUGUUUUGGUAUAUUGUGUUAUUACAAUAACCUGUUCUAUAUUAUGCAUUUUAUUAAUGUCCUAUUAUUGCCUCACAUAUCUCCGCUGCAAUAAUAUACAUCACAAUAUAUUGUGUUUGAUAUGAUCUUUGUUUGGUAUUUACAACUUUUAUAUAACAUAUGCGUAAUUGUCCAUUAUAUUUCACUGCAUUUGUAAAUAAAUACUGUCAUUUAAAAAAUAAUAAUAA